This is a messenger RNA of Yarrowia lipolytica CLIB122, 1377 nucleotides long. RefSeq lists its product as uncharacterized. Gene Ontology annotation, biological process: protein quality control for misfolded or incompletely synthesized proteins. Lineage: Eukaryota; Fungi; Ascomycota; Dipodascomycetes; Dipodascales. The record is from RefSeq and is a predicted model, not a curated record. Gene Ontology annotation, cellular component: cytoplasm; mitochondrion. Gene Ontology annotation, molecular function: ATP hydrolysis activity; ATP binding.
AUGCUCCAGCAAAGAAUCUGGAACAACAUCAGGGUCGCCACAUCGACCUACCGGUCGACCGUCCGAGCCUUCAGCAUCUCGCACCGGGCUCUGUCCAACCAGCAGCGAAACCCUCUGGAAGAGUACGAUUACCGAGUCAAGAAGGGCGUCCUCAAUGACGACCCUUACCAGCGAAAGAUCAUUGAUUCUUUGAUGGAGAUCCACAAGAGCAUUGAGAACUACCAUCCCAAACCCGCCGAGGAGCCCUCCUGGCUGGGACGGCUGUUUGGAAAGAAGGAGACCACAGAUGGCAACCCCAAGGGCAUCUACCUGUACGGAGAUGUCGGCUGCGGCAAGACCAUGCUGAUGGAUCUCUUCUACGACACAAUUCCCAACCAUCUGACCAAGGACCGAGCCCACUUCCACAACUUCAUGCAGGACGUGCACCACCGAUACCACGAGCUGUAUGAGGAGCGAGGCUCCGAUUUCGACGCUUCUCCCAUUCUGGCCAAGGAGAUUUCCAAGCGAGGCAAUGUUCUGUGUUUCGACGAAUUCCAGGUCACCGAUGUGGCCGACGCCAUGAUCCUGCGACGAAUCAUUGAGCUGCUUGACAAGGACGGCGUUGUUCUGUUCCUGACCUCUAACCGAGCCCCCGAUGAGCUGUACAAGAACGGCGUCCAGCGAGAGUCCUUCAUCCCCUGUAUCGAACUGCUCAAGGAGCGAACCCGAGUCACCUUCAUGGAGUCCCCCACCGACUACCGAAAGGUCAAGAAGCCCAUGGAGAACGUCUACUUCUUCCCCGAGACCGAGCCUCCGUUUGUCAAGACCCUCGAGGACAAGGACAUCGCCCCUGCCGCCAAGGAGCAUGCCGACAAGUGGUUUGAGUACUUCUCCCAGGACGGACCCAUUUCCCACGAUGCCUAUGUCGAGAUCUGGGGCCGAAAGCGACACAUCCCCAAGUCUUCCAACCGAACCGCACAGUUCAAGUUCCACGAGCUGUGUGGCGAGCCUCUUUCUGCUGCCGAUUAUAUUGGUCUCUGUAACAACUACGACGCCUUUGUCAUCACCGAUAUCCCCUGUAUGACCAUCCAGGAGAAGGAUCUGGCCCGACGAUGGAUCACCUUCCUUGAUGCCGCAUACGAGGCCAAGAGCAAGUUGGCUGUGACCGCCCAGCGACCCUUCGAGCACCUAUUUGCAGAUAACAGUGACGUUACUCACGAUAAGUCCGACAAGGAGUCGUUCCAGAAAAUUGCCGACGAGAUGGGCAUUGACCCUACCGUCCUUGCCUCGGCCGGUAUGUUCACCGGAGAGGAGGAGCGAUUUGCUUACGCCCGAGCUCUCUCUCGAAUCCACCAGAUGAGCACCACCGACUGGGUCGAGCAGCGAGUCGGCAAAUAG